AUGGCCGACGACCCCAAUGCCACCCAAAUCUUCAUCGCCGAGGAGCGCAAGCUGUUUGAGCGAAUGUUUCCAACUCCACGGGUCCAAAAUCGUCACAAUAUCUCGAGCUCGUCGAUUCUUUCCACACCGCAGGCUCGCUUCAAUACGUCUCAAGGCCAGAUUGUGGACGCAGCGUCGACCCAUGCAAAGCUUUUUGAAGCCACCGAGGAAAACAAGUGGCUCCGAAAGCAGCUGAAACAGGAAAAGGAAAAUGUGGCCAGCUUCGAAAAUGAAUUGAAGGCGAGUCCUUAUUUCAUGGGAAACAUGGCCGACACUGGUGCGCAACUGUUGGCAGUGACGGCGGCAGCGAACAAGUUGUACAACUACCAUAUUCGUCAAAGAGCGGAGCUAGAGGUCAUGCAGAAGAUAUUGGCUCGUCACAGGCUAUGGACACCUUUGUUGCGCUCAGAGAUACGCGCGUCGUAUAACGGUAUGAAGAUUACUGAGCUGACAGAUGAAAUGAUGGCCACCCACGCACAAGGAUCUUCUUUGGACUAUCAAGGCAUCGAUGAGGUGGAAUUCGUGGAAGCGCCCGAGGAAUCUCCGGCGAGUCCGGAAGUUGAUGAGGAUACUGCUGAUUUAACAACUGGUUCCCGGUUUCGACAGAAAGUGGUCAACGAUACCAUGCAACUCGCAAGAAAACGCUCGGGAAGUGGCCCACACCGGAUGCUGAGCCCCAUUCUCUCGACCGGUACCCAGAUGACGUCUGUGAUCGAAGAAGAGCCAGCCGAAGAAACGCCUUCAAUCUGCGACCAAACAAUGAAUUCCGUUGAUUACGAGAACUACGAGAAGAUCCAGAAACUUGAAGCCGAGAACUCGCAGAUGCGACAACAGUUGUUCAUCGCCAAGAGCCACGCGAAAAAUGCGCUGCUUUACCGGGAACAGAAAAUGGACAUCGAAUCGAAAUACAAUUUCGUUAAUAAAAAGCUUGAGGAGACGAUGCGUGAUCUUACUGCCCUCCGCAACGCGACGGCCCGAAAUAUGUUUGGAUCGGAAGAUGGAGUAAAGCACGUCGACCGAAUGACCUCGAUGCAGCAGCAGAUUGACGACUUGCUGGAAACAACCAAGAAAUUGAAAGCCCAGCUUGAAGAAAAGGUGUGUGAAAACAGCGCUGAAGAAGCCCAUGGUCUGCUUGAAGAUCAGCGCAUGACGUGUGACUCGCUGAAUGCUCAAAUCGAAGAGCUGGAAGAUCAGAAAAGAACCUUAGAGGAACAGGUAGCCGAGCUCCAACUUCGCUACAGGCAGUCGAGCAAGGAGGUCGAUGUUUUGAAAAGCGACGUCUACCAGAAGUGCCGUCAGAUUGAGGAGCUCGAAAAGGCCGCACGAUCUAAUCAAGCCGAUCCAACGGAUGCAGGUGAUACGACACAGAUUUUCCACGUCCGCGCAAAUCCGCUGGAGAUGGCGCGCGAGGAGCUGCGCCAGAAAGAUGAUGAGGAAGAGCGGGAACGGAAGCGGAAACUGUCCGAGACGUCUUCGAGCGGUGACGUUGAAUUUGGGUCCAAGAGAGCCAAAACCGAGAUUGCGGCUUUGGAAGAACAGCUUCGAAAAGCCGAACAAUCGAAGAAUAAGGCCGUCGACAUCCAGAUGUCGAUGGCUCGACGUUACCGCGAAGUGUCGACGGCGUUGACUGGGUAUCAGAUUAAGAUGAGAGAUGAUGCUUGCCAUGUUGUUAGUUGUUUGGGGCAAGAGCCGGAAGACGCAUUCACUUUCAAGUUUGAGGACGGACAGUUGAUGCUUUUGUCUCGCGAGGACGGAUCUUCGGAAAUCAGCUCACAGAAAUGGAGGGACGAAAUGGAUCGCUACAUUGGCGAACUUCACAGCGUGCCCGCCUUCCUCUCACGCGUGACGAUCACCCUAGCCGAAAACAACCCCGAUGACCAGACCCUCUCCCAGCCCUCAUUCUCCAUCAUCAGGGAU
Messenger RNA from Mesorhabditis spiculigera, 1956 nucleotides. Lineage: Eukaryota; Metazoa; Nematoda; Chromadorea; Rhabditida; Rhabditidae. The record is from the annotation of a GenBank genome assembly.